AUGCUUGCCAAAAUUGCUUUUGUGUUGCUUACCCUGGGAUUUGAGUCCACGAUGAUUGCUGAAGUCAACUCCGCAAACACCCUGAGUUCAAGUACAUGUCACGAAUUGUUUUCAGGGACUCUCAAGAACGCUCGAUGCGUUUCUGGUGGCAUUCCAGGCACUGAAAUCAAUUAUCAUUGUUCUGAUUGUCAUGGUGUUCCACCUACGGGACAAUGGUGCCUGUUCACCAAUGGAGCGUUUCCGAACAUAGGCAUCCCCAAUGAGAGCACGGUUUUUCGCGGUGAACGCUCCAAACCAAAUGUAGCUUGCGCCAAUUACAAAAGAGUUUACCGUGGGGGUAAAAGUAUUGGAUUUGCUUGUUCCCUAAAAGAAAACUUGGCUCCAACUCAUUGGUGCAAUGCUCUCAACGCAGGAACAAUUCGAACUUCGUAA
This is a messenger RNA of Melampsora larici-populina 98AG31, 432 nucleotides long. RefSeq lists its product as uncharacterized. Lineage: Eukaryota; Fungi; Basidiomycota; Pucciniomycetes; Pucciniales; Melampsoraceae. The record is from RefSeq and is a predicted model, not a curated record. Bases 1 to 432 code for a protein of 143 amino acids. The transcript has 6 exons.